AUGUCUGUACAACUCACUCCCUCCAAGCAGGCUGCUUCCUCCCUCGAGAACCUCAAGAUGAGCGACUCGCCUGUCAAGAAGCUCAAUUUCGGUGGCAAGGAGAACGCGCCUGCCGCCGUUGACGUGACUGCCGACAAGCCCGUCGAGAAGCCCGUCGAAGCCCCCAAGGUUGCGCCCGGUAUCAAGGAGAUGGAGGCCAGCGAGCCUCUGCUUCAGGAAAAUCCCCACCGUUUCGUCCUUUUCCCCAUCAAGUACCAUGAGAUCUGGCAGAUGUACAAGAAGGCCGAGGCCUCUUUCUGGACCGCCGAGGAAAUUGAUCUGUCCAAGGAUUUGCACGACUGGCACAACCGCCUGAACGACGACGAGCGCUACUUCAUCUCCCACGUUCUCGCGUUCUUCGCUGCCUCCGAUGGCAUUGUCAACGAGAACCUUGUCGAGCGCUUCAGCGGCGAGGUCCAGGUUCCCGAGGCUCGUUGCUUCUACGGAUUCCAGAUCAUGAUGGAGAACAUCCACUCCGAGACCUACUCUCUCCUGAUUGAUACCUACAUCAAGGAGCCCAAGCAGCGCACCUACCUCUUCGACGCUAUUGAUACUAUCCCCUGCAUUGCCAAGAAGGCCGAUUGGGCCAUUAAGUGGAUCCAGGACAGGGAGUCGACCUUCGCUCAGCGUCUCGUUGCUUUCGCUGCCGUUGAGGGUAUCUUCUUCUCCGGUUCCUUCGCUUCCAUCUUCUGGCUCAAGAAGCGUGGUCUCAUGCCUGGUCUCACCUUCUCCAACGAGCUCAUCUCUCGUGACGAGGGUCUGCACACCGACUUCGCUUGCCUGCUGUUCUCCCACCUGAACAACCGCCCCAGCAAACAGGUUGUUGAAGACAUCAUCGUCGAGGCCGUCGGCAUUGAGCAGGAGUUCCUGACUGACGCUCUGCCCGUUGCUCUGCUGGGCAUGAACUCCAAGCUGAUGUGUCAGUACAUCGAGUUUGUCGCGGACCGCCUGCUGGUGGCCCUCGGCAACAAGAAGUACUACAACGCCACCAACCCCUUCGACUUCAUGGAGUCGAUCUCGCUGGCGGGUAAGACCAACUUCUUCGAGAAGCGGGUAGGUGACUACCAGAAGGCUGGUGUCAUGGCCAGCACGAAGAAGGAAGAGGAGGUCAAGACCAACAGCAACGGCCUCAGCUUCGAUGAAGACUUCUAA
Aspergillus niger is the source of this 1191-nucleotide messenger RNA. RefSeq lists its product as uncharacterized. The record is from RefSeq and is a predicted model, not a curated record. Gene Ontology annotation, molecular function: oxidoreductase activity. NCBI's taxonomy places the organism in Eukaryota, Fungi, Ascomycota, Eurotiomycetes, Eurotiales, Aspergillaceae. Gene Ontology annotation, biological process: deoxyribonucleotide biosynthetic process. The coding region runs from base 1 to 1191 and encodes 396 amino acids. The transcript has 4 exons.